AUGGUUGCCGAUGAACUCUCCCAGGCCCCCGAUGGCCUGAUCGGGGGCUACAAGGGGGGCAAUCUGACCGUGCGCAUUCUCAUGGUUGUCUUUUCCUCGAUCGCGCUGUAUAAUGCGAUCGAGCUGUUUAUAUUGCUGUUUUUGACGUUUCAGCACUACCGAGGCUUGUACUUUUGGACCCUCUUGCUUUCGGUGGUGCUGGGGGUGAUUCCGCAUACUAUUGGAUAUAUUUUGGAGUUUUUUGCGCUGGCGCCGUUAUGGUUGAGUUUGACCUUGUCGACGAUUGGGUUUUAUGUCAUGGUUCCCGGUCAGUCGAUGGUGCUGUACUCGCGACUGCAUCUUGUGGUGCAGAAUCAUCGGUUACUGCGGUUUGUCUUGUGGCUCAUUAUUAUUGAUUCUGUGCUGCUGUUGGUUCCUACGACGGUGCUUACAUUCUCGACAGCCUACAUUGGCACCAUUCCCAUCAUCCGUGGCUAUAAUGUCAUGGAGCGCCUCCAGCUGGCCUGGUUCUGCACGCAGGAGUUUGUCAUCUCGGGCAUCUAUAUUUCUGAAACGGUCAAGCUCCUCCGACUCAUGCCGGAAAAGGAGAAUCGACGGACGAAAAUCAUGUACGAGCUGCUGGCGAUCAACUGUGUGAUCAUCAUGCUGGAUGUGGCCUUGCUGGUGGUGGAGUACAUUGGCUUUUACUCGCUGCAGACCACUUUGAAACCCAUGGUCUACAGCAUCAAGCUCAAGCUUGAGUUCGGUGUCCUUGGCAAGCUUGUCUCGCUGGUGCAGACACAUCGCUCGCAACCGACUUCUUCAGAACAUGAGGAGUAUCCGAACUUUGUGGAUCCGACCCAAUUCACGACGGACGUGACACAUGCGGCCCCCGUUGAGCCACGUAGAUCGCGGGGCAUGGGAGCGUGGAACAAUAUCUCGAUGGAGAGUUUGUCGUCUUCGGAACGGCGGAUUCGUCCUUCGACGAGGUCACUGUCUAGUGACGGCGGGGAUCCAGCUUGA
This is a messenger RNA of Penicillium daleae, 1002 nucleotides long. RefSeq lists its product as uncharacterized. Lineage: Eukaryota; Fungi; Ascomycota; Eurotiomycetes; Eurotiales; Aspergillaceae. The coding region runs from base 1 to 1002 and encodes 333 amino acids. The transcript has a single exon. The record is from RefSeq and is a predicted model, not a curated record.